This is a messenger RNA of Paramuricea clavata, 903 nucleotides long. Lineage: Eukaryota; Metazoa; Cnidaria; Anthozoa; Malacalcyonacea; Plexauridae. The record is from the annotation of a GenBank genome assembly.
AUGGCAGACAGUUAUAAUUCGGCCAGCUCCGCGUUUUUUAUUAAUAAUCUAACAACUGAGUGGAACCUGAACAAAAUUCUCAACCAUAAAGAGUGCUCGUAUUUGAAUUACGACGAUAACAAAAUCAGAUGGGAUGGAGGCUUUGAAGCACUAAAACAUUUUGUCGAACGUGUCGUCAACCUACACGGUAAAUGGAGUUCACCGGGUGGCAGCUCGAAGAAAUUUACCUGCUCUAGCCUAGACCUAACGAUUACUUGGUCUCAAGGAAAACGAAACACUCUCAUACUACAUGGUCAGGCAAGUUCAACAUUGGCAGAUAUAUUGACCGAAAUCGGUAAAAAAUCGAUAUAUAGCGACGCUAGGGAGGAACGAAGUCUGCGAAGCGACAAAGACCAGACGGUCAUUGUUUGUUUAUCAGACGACACAUUAGGUGGGAAAAGUCUGGGCGACAACAGUGGUGAAUCAACAUUGAAAUCAGCCGAUAGUACAGCCUGCGAAAUAUCCACUCACUCACUUGGAAGCGACAUGUCUGAAAGAUCUAGCCAGGUGAGAUCAAAUUUACCUCAUUGCAAUACAGUGUUGAAACGUGACUGUGACUGUCAGUGUAGAUUACUAGCUGCAGAACUUGAGGGGAUUAAGCUAGACUUAGUCAUAAUGCAAAAAAACGUUGAGUCUAAUAUAAAUGUAGUUAACAAUGAUGAAGUAACCAAACUAAAGCGGGACCUCCGUAGCGAAAGGCAAAAAAGUAAGCGACUUGAGGCUGAAAAUAAGCGACUGGAAGCCGAUAUGACAAUCCUAGUGAGGGGGAGAAAUAAUGAAGUUAACGAUCUGAAUAAUAUCAUUGUGUCGCUCGAAAAUAAAGUCAAGACAAUUGAAGCGUUAAAUGACACAUCCACAAUGUAA